AUGGGUCCACAUCGUAAUACACGGACGAGGUCGAAAGCUAAUCACCUUACCACCCAGUGUCAAAGAAUGCUAAUUGGAGAGCGGCAUGCGAUCAUGGGAGAUCAUCCCGCCACUCCAGUUUCCAAUUCCGCUCUCUCGAGUACCACUUCCUCAACAAACACAAACCUCAAUGGUAGCGCAUCUGGUGCUUCGACUACCGUGUUCCGUGCCAAACCUCCCAUCGAUAUUGACACCAUCCGCGAAUUCCCUAUGGUACCUUCCGGCCGAGAGGAGUACCUUAAAAGACAAGGCGGGACUGAUGAGCUUGUGAAGGGAUUGGACAACCUGCAUGCAACAUCGGAGAGUAUUUUCAGGGCACAGAAAGAGGAGAUUCUGCUAAGAAGGCAUCAGAUCAACACGCUGAAGGAACAAUGCCGGAAAUAUCAAGAAACACUCUGCUUGAACAAAUUGAAUCAGGAACGAGAGCAUACCUGUCCCGGUUGUGGAAAUCUCGCAUGGGAACCUCGAUCUGCGGACACACAGUAUGUUUUCAAUGCGUUCGCAAUGAGCGACUAUCAGCUAUGA
Molecule: messenger RNA, 564 nt
Organism: Lentinula edodes (shiitake mushroom)
Lineage: Eukaryota; Fungi; Basidiomycota; Agaricomycetes; Agaricales; Omphalotaceae
Exons: 3
Coding region: 1-564 (187 amino acids)
Source: RefSeq, a predicted model, not a curated record